This is a messenger RNA of Galdieria sulphuraria, 843 nucleotides long. RefSeq lists its product as uncharacterized. The transcript has a single exon. Bases 30 to 695 code for a protein of 221 amino acids. The record is from RefSeq and is a predicted model, not a curated record. NCBI's taxonomy places the organism in Eukaryota, Rhodophyta, Bangiophyceae, Galdieriales, Galdieriaceae.
GAAAGCUAGCUUCUUCUUCUCAUUUGGAAAUGGCUUUCAUUUUGUCGUGUUCUGGCUGUUUUUAUGGAGCCAUAUGGUAUUCGAAACUGAAGUUCUCAAGUUUUCAUUGUGCUUGGGUCGAAGGGAAACGGAAACGCACCUUUUUUGAAAAGCAAAAAGGGGUGAAGUCUUCUUGUUAUGGUUUGUACAACCUCACGAAAGCUCCCAUGCGUACGUUGCAGUCUUCUUUCUUUGCUCGCUUAGAGGAUAAAGAGGAAGAGCAUAAUUCUAGUGAACCCAGUAAAGGCAACUCAAAUGAAGACGCAGAAAAAACUGGUCAACAUGAAAAUAAAAGUGGUGAAGAUGAGGCAACUCUUGAGGAAAUGGACCGACUGGCAGAAGAGUGGAUUGGUCAAGAUCUUUCACGCUGGUAUACCUAUAGAAAAUUUCAGGCGUUAAGAAAUAAACUUCUAAAGCAAGAAGAAGAGGAGGAGUUAGAUACUCAGAGAGAAUACGAAGAGUUGUAUGCAAAUCUGUUGAUGUUCGGGAAGGUAAUAGGCUUUCCGUUGGUGAAUGAGGAGACCGGAAAGAUAAACUUAUACGGAUAUAUGGUCAUGAUAUUGUUUCUGUUGCUUCCACUGGUUGUUGUUUGGUAUCUUGGUCAAACAAUAUCUUCAGGAGUGGACUGGAUAAUCCAACAUCAGAGUCCUUUUUAAGUUCACACAUUUCUUUAUUCUGUCAGCGUCAUUGGUAGUCUUUAUUCUUAAAUUUGGUUUUCAUGUACAUUUCUGCCGCCAGACUCUGAUCUUUUCUGCUCGAGCACAGAACGUAAAUUUUGAGGGCAAUAAAGAGUUCGAAUUCAGU